Molecule: messenger RNA, 1083 nt
Organism: Colias croceus (clouded yellow)
Lineage: Eukaryota; Metazoa; Arthropoda; Insecta; Lepidoptera; Pieridae
Exons: 4
Coding region: 114-494 (126 amino acids)
Biological process (GO): septate junction assembly
Source: RefSeq, a predicted model, not a curated record
CGGUUUUCGUCAUUCAGCCACCAGUGGCGUCGCGGACUCCUCGUAAAGCCGAAAGUGAAACAGUUGUAUUUUUACUCGCGUAGUAUAAACAAAGUUGUGUUUCUCCUGUGAAAAUGGCUAUUAGCAGAUUAUCAAUUAUCAAAUUCUUGGAGUUGGCGUUGACGUGCGCUUGCGUCGCGCUUCACUACCACAGUUACAAUGCCGACGCUGACAUCGGCAUGCUCGUGACGGGAACCUUCAUUGGAUACCUCAUUAUCUUUGCUGGAGCUGCAGCAGGGUAUAUAAUGCAGACUCCAUCACACAAGCGUAUUGAUAUCUUCUACUCUCUGGUCGGUGUUGGUCUGUUCGUCGCAAGUGGAGCUGUAAUUAUUGACAGAUACCAGCAUUAUGGAAGAAGUGAAAUCAAGGACAAGAAUCUCGCCAAAGCUUCUCUAGCGAUUAUCAACGGAGCGCUGUUGUUGGUAGACGCCGUGUUGACACAACGCGGUGGCUAGAUGGCGCUUUUAUAAAUUGUUCAACAUGGCUGAAUGAUUUGUAAUUUUUUAUUUUUUUAUAAUAUUUUUCACAAACGUUAUAGCUUAGUUCGGAUCAACGUAAAAUAUUUAAAGGCUAUGAUGUCAGUAAAAUUGAAAAAUUCCGUCAUUGUUGAUACUGUUACUGCCCGAUAUUUUAAGAUAUUAUUGUUUUUUUUGUCUUAUUUAUAUGCUCGAAUUUUUAUUGUUAUGGACCUGACCUGUGCGAUUUCACCACUCCACAUUAAAAAAACGCAUUUUAAUAAAACUCAGAUCAAGAGUGUCCACUAUAUUUAGGUAUACGUCUAGGUCAUUUAAGAGCUGUUUAAUUUAUUGUGAAUGUAUAAGUUAACAAGUUUCCCGCAGAAAUGUUGAUGAUUGAUGAUACUUUAAAGAUUUCACAGUUGAUGUAAUUCUGUAAUUUUUAUAAUAAUCUAUUUUUGAAGUUUAUUUUAGAUGCAUUUAUAUACGUUUUUUAUGAUGUUCGGGUUAAUGGACCUCUUUUAUCUCUUUUCUACCUCGAAAUAUUUAAUUUUUUUUAAAGUAUAAAACAUUUAAAAACAAAAAUAUU